AUGCGGCAUUUUUUAGAAAUGCCUGAAGCUGAGUUCAUUCGAGUAACUGCGAGGGUACGCCCAUCGGUAUCUGGAAGUCAAGAACGCAUUGUCAAUGUGCUCGACAAGAAAAAUCUAUGCUUCAAUCCGCGUAACCCAAGAAACUUCACUUUCGAUGCAGUCUUCGACGAGAACGUCACACAGGAACAUGUUUUUGAAAAGAUGGCGGGCCAUAUAAUAGACGGUUGUGUCAACGGCUUUAACGGCACAAUAUUCGCUUAUGGACAGACCGGUUCUGGUAAGACUCACACUAUGCUCGGACCUCAUCAUGUCGAUAAUUUCCUUUUGAAUCCUGAAUAUCGUGGUUUGAUUCCCCGAGCAUGCGACGCACUCUUUACUAAGCUAUGUACUAAGGCUGCCGAGAAAGGUGAAAAUUUCAAAUACAACGUCACAUGCCGGUUUGUGGAGCUGUACAACGAAGAGUUUUAUGAUUUACUGAGUAAUUCGCAGGAAAAGCUCACAAUCCGCAGCGACUCGAACGUUGUUCAACUACUUGGCGUGUCGGAACAUUGCGUUCAAUCGAGUGUCGACCUUAUGAGAAUAUUGGAAGUUGGAUGGGACGCAAGAAGAACAGCGGAGACAGCCAUGAACCGGGAGUCUUCCAGAUCACAUGCAAUAUUCAUCGUCGAUGUGAGAACUGAGGAAUUGGUCAAUACCAUUGUGAACAAAAAGUGUGCUACUUUGAACCUAGUGGAUCUGGCAGGAUCAGAAAGACAGACACAGGCAAAAACUGUAGGAGAACGGUUCAAGGAAGCAAUUAAUAUUAAUUUGUCACUUAGCGUGUUGGGCCGCGUAAUCCGAACGCUAUCUGCGUCCAAACGCCGGGACGAGUUUGUUCCAUACCGCGAAUCUAAAUUAACACACAUACUUCGGGAUUCACUUGGAGGUAACAGUAGAACAGCAGUGAUUGUCAACCUUCAUCCUGAUGUUGGGUACUACUCUGACACGCUGUCAACACUACAGUUUGCAGCUGCUUGUCGAAAAAUCGAAAAUCGCGUUCAUGCGAAUGAAGACCUAUCGGGAGACACCGUCAUGGCCUACAAAAGCGAAAUUUCUCGAUUACGUGCGGAGCUUGACCAAAAAGAGGAGAAAGUCCGUUCAGAAAUGAAUCUGAAGAUAGCAUCGCUCGAAGAAGAGUUGAGGCUUUGGAAGGAUACCGCGAUUGCCCGCGAGAAGCAGCUCGUAGAUGCUCGACUGCAACGGGAUCUAUUUGCUGCACAGCUCACGAGUAAGCCAUCUGGAGAAGGAGACACGAAGUCCCAUGAAGAAAUGGUGCGUGAUAUCAUGUCACAGUUUGCGGCAAGAAUUGAUUCGAUUGGGUCCUUCGAAGAACUUUCAAGAGUACAACUUGAAAACGAUCUAUCUAGUGUCCAACGCGAGCUGGAACAGAUGCGGCUGCGGUUCGAGUGUGCUGAUGCUGCUAGGAAAGCUCUCAAUGAAAAGUACAAUAGUGUUCUGGAAGGGUACGAUGAGAAUUUAGCUGCAUCUCCGCUCCGAAGCCUCAAUUUGAACACGAGUAGGAAAACUGAUGUUGCUUGCAAAACUCCUGCUCAACUAAAAAAGGAACGACGAAUGACAAUGUUUACACCACCAAGAAAUCAGUCCUGCAGAAAAUCACGAGCGUUCAAGCCAGUUCUUUUCGACGACAACGAAGAAGGUGAUGCUAUGGAAGGGAAUAUCGAACAAGACACAGACAUGGUGCAAGAACGUGAGCUGCUUCGUUUGGAGAUGGAUAACAACAGGCUGUCACAACUUGUCAAUGAAAAAGAAGCCAAGAUGAAUGAGAUUUAUGAAGCUCAGAAAGUCCAAGCAAAACAGUGGAUAGAGGAACGGGAACAAUUUCUUGAAAUUGAGUCUUCGCUGAAAUCCCAAAUAGAACGUCUCGAAUCAGAAAAGUCGCAACUGACUGAAGACUUGGAGCAGGAGCAGCAAAGGACUAAUCUGCUUAGCGCAAAUAUUUUUGCCUUCAACGAUGAAAGAUCUCGCCUGCAGCAACAUAUCGAAGAAUUACGAGCAGAGAAAUUUGACCUCGAAGAUCGAUUGCAAGAACUUCAAAAUGAGGUAGAGCAAACGUCAGUCAAGCUGGGAAGGAUGAAUGAAUUGGAGUCCUCAAUAGGUGAUCUGGAGGCCCGGCUUAGUGAAGAACAUAAUAAGUACAAUUCUCUGAAGCAACUUCUUGAGACGAAAACAGAUGAGGCGAGUCAAAUAGGUGCAUCACUCCAACAAAAUCUUCAGGAUUAUAGAGCCCUUGUUUUGGAGAACGAUGAAUUGAAGGUUGGUCUUGAGCAGGUGAAGGAAAUGCGUUCCAGAAUGGAGCAGGAGUACAUUCAAAAGAUAAACCAAAUGAAAUAUCAGUCAGCCGUUGAUCUCAAAAACGCAGAAAAAAUGGUCGAGCAGGAGCGCAAUGCACAUGAGAAGACGAAGGAGCUUCUUCAAUUGAAAACCGGCGAGGCUGAUCAGGCGUCUGCGUCUCUCCAUCGAACGCUCGAAGAUUUAAGGGAAGUUGUUCAACAGCGAGAUGAGAUGCAGAGAAGUCUCGAGCAGCUACAAGAAAGAAAUAUGAAAGUGAAACGUGAGCUGUCGGAGGAGAUAGAUAAACUGAAAAAACGCCAUGCUGAUGAGCUGCAAACCGCAGAAAACAUGGUAGAACGAGAACGGGAGGCACACGAGAGGACUCUGCAGCAAUUUUCAACAUAUCGAAAUGAUCUCCAGGUGAACCUAGAAAAGCAAUUAGCCGAGUUUCAAGAGUCGUUCACAAACAAGGAAGAACAGCUUACCUUUGAUGUAUCGUGUAAAGAACAACAAAUCACGCAACUUCAAGGAGAGAAGGAGUUGUUGCUAGAGAAGUGCAGUCGUCUCAGUGAGUCCGAAAAACUUCUUGAGAGCUGUAAGAAGCAGUUAGAAAAGACUAAUAAGGAAUUGGAAGUACUGCGUUCCGCCAAAGCCGAAGGUGACCGCGCCAUUACAGAACUUGCUGGGCAUCACAAUCAAAAGCAAAAGAUCAAUUACUUGGAGAAAGUGCGAAGUGAAAACUAUAGCUUGAAAAAUCGCAUUGCUGAGCUAGAAGCUGAGCUGAAGCGGUAUGAGGCCACAUAUGGGAAACUUAAACAGCUAGCAAAGGAGCCUCUUCGCGGUCCCUCAACGAGAAGUCGCAGUGCACGCGGAUUCCAUGAUUGA
This is a messenger RNA of Ostertagia ostertagi, 3216 nucleotides long. The record is from the annotation of a GenBank genome assembly. Lineage: Eukaryota; Metazoa; Nematoda; Chromadorea; Rhabditida; Trichostrongylidae.